AUGCCUACCUCCGGCCGGCCUGCAGACGGCAGACGCAAGUCGGGCGGCAAGCCUGCCAUGCUGGUCACCUUGACGGUGUCGCCCUCACGGCUCCGUGCGAUCGUCGACCCCGGCUCCGUCAAGGAAGACUCUCCUUCGGUCAAGGAUUCAUCCGAAUCCAAGGAUGUCAAAUCCUCGCCUACGAAUUCUCCCACUCUAGCAGCAACGGCCGCGCCGGCCAUUCCCAGCGGCGAAAAUGCAUCCGAGUCGAAUGCGGAAACGCCAGCGGCCGACGGAACCCCAGCCCCGUCGACGAUGGGACCUCCCACCGAAGGGCCCAAGAAGAAGGGAACCAAGCGCUCGGCGGCAACCGCCAUGGACGGGACCCCAAAGCCAAGGGGCAAGCCUGGCCCCAAGAAGAAGCCUCGGCUGGAGGAUGGCACGAUAGAUCACUCUGCCGGUCGAGGGGGUGGUCACAAACUCGGUCCCAAGGCGAAUCAGGGCGCCAUCAACGCCGGCCUCCGUGCGCUCGACCGAUCCGGGAAACCCUGCCGCAAAUGGUCUCGCGGCGGCUUCACUCUCAAGAGCUUUACCGGUGUCAUUUGGGAGGUCCCUCGAUGGAGUACGCUCUCGAUCAAGGCUCCCGAGUCUAGCAACGACGACUCCGCUGCGCCAUCGGCCGACAAUAGCAGCAGCAAAGAGAACAAGGAGAACGGAGAUGGUGCCCUCAGCGCGAACAUCAGCAACAGUGGCGCCGACGUCGAAAUGCGCAGCCUCCCCAGCAUGAACGCGUCGUCACCCGUUCCCAUGGCCGUUGCGGCGGCGUCAUAG
Messenger RNA from Drechmeria coniospora, 810 nucleotides. RefSeq lists its product as uncharacterized. The record is from RefSeq and is a predicted model, not a curated record. Lineage: Eukaryota; Fungi; Ascomycota; Sordariomycetes; Hypocreales; Ophiocordycipitaceae. Gene Ontology annotation, biological process: chromatin remodeling. The transcript is spliced from 2 exons. The coding region runs from base 1 to 810 and encodes 269 amino acids. Gene Ontology annotation, cellular component: Ino80 complex.